Ostreococcus lucimarinus CCE9901 is the source of this 1066-nucleotide messenger RNA. RefSeq lists its product with no specific name. Gene Ontology annotation, molecular function: metal ion binding. The annotation marks the transcript as partial. Lineage: Eukaryota; Viridiplantae; Chlorophyta; Mamiellophyceae; Mamiellales; Bathycoccaceae. The transcript has a single exon. The record is from RefSeq and is a predicted model, not a curated record.
AUGCGCGCCGCCGCCGCCGACGACGGCGCGAGCGCGGUUGACGUCAUCGUGCGCGGACGCAUCAUCGGUCGACGUCGCGUGAGCAAGCGCUUGGCAUUUUACGACGUGCGCGUGGACGACGCGCUCGAUGCGGCGGCGGUUGGCGCGGACGACGCGACUUUGCGAGACGACGGACGACGCGCGCGGGCGCACGCGGCGUUGAGCGCUGGCGAGCUGAUCGAAAUGGUGGUGAAGGCGUCGCAUGGUGCGUUCGUGACGCACGAAGACGUGGCGUGGGCGCAAAAGACGUCGUUGAAGCUCGGGAACACGGGCGCGUUUCGCGGGACGCUCUCGCGGCGAGCGGCGAACGCGCACGGCGAGUGGUCGUUGGCGUGCGAGGAAGUGGUCGAGAUCGUCGAAGAGUGGGCGAAAGUGAAUCCAGGGAAAGCGUUUCAGCGCGAGUUGUACCUCCCGAACGAAGGAGGCGAGAGUGGGAUCGGCGGCGAGGCGAGUUCGAGAGUCGCCGACGGAGCGAGCGUCGGCGCGUGCAAGUUCUUCAUCAAUAACGCAUUUUGCGCCAAAGGCGACAAGUGCAAGUAUGCGCACGAUCGAGCGGUGCAACGCGAAUGGAUCGCGGCGCGUAAGGCGAAUAGACGGGAAAUCGCGGCUAAAGAGUGCGGGGACCCGCACGGAGACUCGGUGGCGAGCAAACAAAUGCGUGCGCAGCGAUUCGCGCAAUUUUUGCUCGAAAAGUUUGGCGCCGAAGUUUUAAACGCGGGUACCGGCGUUUUGGACGUCGCGGGCGGACGAGGCGAUGUGUCGUUUGAGUUACAUACAAAAUUAGGAAUCAAAAGCACGCUUGUCGAACCGCGCGAGCGAAAGCUGAACAAGAAACAGCACAAGUGGCUGAAGAAGAAGUUGAAGACGGACGAGUCGACGGCGCCGGAGGCGGAAUCGAUGCUGUGCGAGCAAAUUCGAACAGAGUUUUCCAGUGAAAAUUUCGCACAGUUCAAAGAUUGUUCGGCCAUUAUCGGUAUGCAUCCAGAUCAGGCCACCGAAGCGAUCGUCGAUUUCGCGCUGCAAUACA